AACCCCUCAUGAUCUUCUUGUCAACAAACACGCACGUGCUUCGAUCGCUCAUCCGCUGUGCUGCCCUGAUCCGGCCGACGUGACCAGCGCUUGCUGGAGUGGAUGCGCUCUGCAUGCAGUAUCCUUCCGGUACGUGGUGGGCGGAUCGCAGUAAUAGCGGGAUCUAUAUCUUCAGAAGACGAGCGAGACGGUGACAAUUUUGGUAUUGCAGACGUAGCCGUAGGCGUAGGGUCAGCUUUGCCUUUAGCAAGUGAAAUUACUCCGCUCCUUUGAUUGUAAACAAACCUGACUGACUGAUCGUGGUACCAUCAUGAGGCUAGUUAUUCUAGAUGAUUAUUCUAAAGCCAGUGAGUGGGCUGCUAAAUAUGUCCGGAACAGGAUCCUAGACUUCAAUCCUACAGAAGACAAGUACUUUGUACUUGGUCUUCCUACAGGAAGUACCCCUAUAGGGAUGUAUAAGAAGCUGAUUGAGUUCCACAUGGCUGGUGUUCUCUCAUUUAGAUAUGUCAAGACCUUCAACAUGGAUGAGUAUGUUGGAUUGGAUAGGGACCAUCCAGAGAGCUACCAUUCCUUCAUGUGGGAUAAGUUCUUCAAGCACAUUGAUAUCUUGCCUGAGAAUGUUCACAUUCCUGAUGGCAACGCUGAGGAUUUAGAUGAAGAGUGCCGUGAAUACGAGGAGGAGAUCAAGAAGGCUGGAGGAAUUGAACUUUUCAUCGGAGGUAUCGGACCUGAUGGUCACAUAGCCUUCAACGAACCAGGCUCUAGUCUUGUAUCAAGAACAAGAGUGAAAACACUUGCCCAUGACACCAUAAUUGCCAAUGCUCGUUUCUUUGACAAUGAUAUCAGCAAGGUACCCACCAUGGCGCUGACGGUCGGUGUAGGCACUGUGAUGGAUGCUAAUGAGGUUAUGAUCAUCAUAACUGGAGCUCACAAGUCUUUUGCUCUCUACAAAGCCAUGGAAGAAGGUGUCAGUCAUAUGUGGACAGUCUCGGCCUUCCAGCAGCACCCGCGUACCAUCUUUGUCGUUGACGAGGACGCGACCCUUGAACUCCGGGUCAAGACGGUCAAAUACUUCAAGAGCUUGAUGUACGUCCAUGACAAACUUGUUGAGGAUUCUAAAGAGCUUCCAGAAGUCAAGCGACAAAAGAAAAAGUAGCUUUGCUUACUGUGAAUUAUUUUUUCUAAGCUGUACAUGUAUAUCUAGAAGAGAAAUAUAUAUAUUUUUCUUGCAUUUAUAAGAGGUGGGGGAGGGGGAGAGCUCUAUAAUUUUGUUUAUGUAUGUGGUCAUGUUUCUUUACUUGAAAUACUUGAAACUGUAGUCACUAUAUAAGAAAAAAAAGUUUGUUUCAUGUCUUUGUUAUAUCUUACAUUCUUAUGUUAGCCAAGCUGUAUGAUAAUGUAUGUACUAAUGUACAGUAUAUUGAUUUUUUUGACACAUUUUGGCCAGUCGUUGUCAUUAACAUGUGUGUAGGUGUGAGUGAAUGUGUGUUUAUGUGUAUUAUACACUCCCUUAUUAUAUAAAAGCAAUUGUGAAUUGCUGCACGUAAUCUUUUAGCAAUCAUCACAUGACUCAGUGAGUCUUAGUAGAUCAUGUGGAGAAUUUCAUUCUUUAAACCUGGUUCAUUGAAUAUCAGUUAUAUAAACAACUAGAGCACAGAGAGCAAACACUAAAAGAAUGGACAAUGCUACAGAAUGAAGUUGAUUAUAUGAUGUAGGUGAAGUAGAAAAUAUAAACUUUUUAUAAUAUUGCGUUGACAACAAAACAAAUAAUGCAAAUUAUUAAGCACUUGUAUCAAGAGUGUUCAAUACGCUUACUAUUUUUAUUUCCCUGAUGUUAGCCUGGCCAUACAAAUUUACUUUUUAAUAUGAAAGAAAAAAACUUCAUAUGCAUGUUAUGAUAGAUGUUGUAAUCAUUUUAUGCAUCUCAUAGCUACAUGUAUCAUCCUUUAGCAUUUUUAGUAGACAUUGUUCAUUUCUUUUCAACAUUCAUUGAAUAUAAACUGGCGUUUAUCCUUCACUUUUCAUUAUUAGGCAUUCAGUAUUUGUAAUCUUUUGAUUUGAAAUUUGUCGAGCAUCAGAAUUGAAAGAACAAGCCCUUAACGUUAAAAAAAACCUUGUUUGAGCUUGUAAUCAUGUGAUGUGUAUUUAAAUUAGCUCUUUGUGCAAAUGGCAGUCAAUAUGUACCAAAGAAUUUUCUAUGAAUGUGUACAUAUCAGUAAUUCUAAAAUCGGGAAGAUGCUUUUUCUUAUUGUCAUAUGUAGACGUAAUGUUUGUUUUUUUUCAAUUACUGUACAUUCCAUGUAAAAUGGUCUCAUGACAGGGGCCACGGG
Lytechinus variegatus (green sea urchin) is the source of this 2330-nucleotide messenger RNA. Its product is annotated as glucosamine-6-phosphate isomerase 1-like. The record is from RefSeq and is a predicted model, not a curated record. Bases 311 to 1156 code for a protein of 281 amino acids. Gene Ontology annotation, biological process: N-acetylneuraminate catabolic process; D-glucosamine catabolic process; carbohydrate metabolic process. Gene Ontology annotation, molecular function: identical protein binding; glucosamine-6-phosphate deaminase activity. NCBI's taxonomy places the organism in Eukaryota, Metazoa, Echinodermata, Echinoidea, Temnopleuroida, Toxopneustidae. The transcript has 6 exons. Gene Ontology annotation, cellular component: cytoplasm.